AUGGAUUUGAAGUGCCAAGGAUUAGUAUUAGUAGUGGGAUUAGUUUUAGGGUUAGUAGCAACUGAUCAGGGGUCUACCGAGAGUUCUCGUCUCUCCGCGCGCUCCUACGACUAUGGCAACGCCCUCAAGAAGGCCAUCCUGUUCUUCGAAGGGCAACGAUCCGGAAAACUGCCCUCGAAGCAGCGUGUCGAGUGGAGGGGGGACUCCGCGCUGACGGAUGGUCAACAAGACAAAGUGAAACUGGUAGGUGGUUACUAUGAUGCAGGAGACAAUGUGAAGUUUGUGUGGCCCAUGUCCUUCACUAUCACCCUAUUGAGCUGGGUCGGAAUCGAGUUCCGAGAGCAAGUAUCCUACGCCGGUCAACUUGGCCACCUGCGAACCGCCGUCCGCUGGGGAGCAAAAUUCUUGUUGCGAGCCCAUACUUCACCCACCGUUCUCUAUACUCAGGUAGGUGAUGGGAGCACUGAUCAUCAGUGUUGGGAGCGCCCGGAGGACAUGGACACACCGCGAACACUCUACAAGAUCACUGCAGAUUCGCCAGGUACAGAGGCGGCUGCAGACGCCGCAGCGGCUCUCGCAUCCGCCUCCAUGGUUUUCAGAAGUGACAACUCAACAUAUUGGUCCAAGCUUUUAAAUAGAUCAAAAUUACUUUUCGAAUUUGCCAACGAUUAUCGAGGAUCUUACCAAGCUUCUUGUCCAUUUUAUUGCUCCUUUUCCGGCUAUCAGGAUGAGCUUCUUUGGGCCGCAGCUUGGCUCUUUAAAGCAACUAAUGACGCGAAAUAUCAGAAAUUUGUGCUAGAAAAUAUAGAAUGGAGUCGAUCUGUCUCGGAGUUUAGCUGGGACAACAAAUAUAUUGGAGCGCAGGUUUUACUAGCAAAGGAGUAUUUGGCUGGUAACAAAAAUUUGCGUAAAUACAAGACUGAUGCGGACGCAUUUGUUUGCUCUUUGAUGCCAAAUAGUGGCAGCGUUCAAAUCCAAACAACGCCAGGGGGGCUUCUCUUUACGCGUGAUACCGCCAACCUUCAGUACGUAACGACCGCUGCUCUUGUGUUGUUUGUCUACUCAAAGACACUAAAAUCCGCGGGGCUUGAUGGAGUUCAAUGCAACUCCGCUAACUUCUCCGCAACCCAAAUAAGAGCAUUUGCAAAGUCACAGGUGGAUUACAUACUAGGGAACAAUCCACUGAACUUCUCAUACAUGGUCGGGUACGGCAACGCGUACUCUAAGCGCAUUCAUCAUCGAGGAGCAUCGAUCCCAUCCAUUAAUGUUCUUCCGAGGAAAGUGAGCUGCAAAGAGGGAUUCUCAACAUGGUUUCCCACAAAUGAUCCAAACCCAAAUACUCAUGUAGGUGCUAUUGUUGGUGGACCUGAUUCAAAUGAUCGAUUCAAUGAUGUUCGAUCGGACUCGAGUCAUUUAGAGCCAACCACAUAUAUCAAUGCGGCCUUCGUAGGUGCCGCUGCAGCUUUGAUUGAAGAACAGUGCUUCCUGCGGCAGCCAUUUAGGAGUUCAGCAGUAGCCUCAGAAUAAUUUGACAUCAUAAUUAGAAAAUAUGUCCUCUGAAAACACUGGAAAAAAAACAAAAAAAAACAGAACAAUAG
Ananas comosus (pineapple) is the source of this 1598-nucleotide messenger RNA. Its product is annotated as endoglucanase 18-like. Bases 1 to 1527 code for a protein of 508 amino acids. NCBI's taxonomy places the organism in Eukaryota, Viridiplantae, Streptophyta, Magnoliopsida, Poales, Bromeliaceae. The transcript is spliced from 8 exons. The record is from RefSeq and is a predicted model, not a curated record. Gene Ontology annotation, molecular function: hydrolase activity, hydrolyzing O-glycosyl compounds. Gene Ontology annotation, biological process: carbohydrate metabolic process.